AUGGAGGCAACAGUUAUUCGACCCCACAGACCGAUCAACUCUGAAUUGUACGCGUUGGAAAGGGCCAAGCGGGUCAUGUACGGCCGCGUCAUCGCACCAGAGGACAAGGACAAGAAGAAGCAAGACCCAGCCGGGGGCGCCAACGCAACGGAUGACCAGGUGAGUGGUCACCGUGUCUUGCGUUCUGCUCAUCCUCCCUUGUUGAUCUCGGGUGUCUUUCGGAACGGACAAACAGGCUUUGGAAGAUUGAAGAAACAACAAAGGAACUGA
This is a messenger RNA of Microbotryum saponariae, 270 nucleotides long. The record is from the annotation of a GenBank genome assembly. Lineage: Eukaryota; Fungi; Basidiomycota; Microbotryomycetes; Microbotryales; Microbotryaceae.